GUUGCUUCGUAAAGGGGGAAUUCUGGAAUUGCAAAAGUAAACAGAUGCUACAGCGGUCUUCUGAGGUGUUUCGACGACUUCAACUCGUCUCCUGCCUAAAUAUUUCCGUCUGAAACUCUCUGAAACACUGAUUUACUCAAUAAAUAAGUCUUUCUGUAAAGAUUUGAGUCAGAUUAAAAGCAAUAUUUUGAGAUCAAAUCAUUUUAAGUAGGUAAAGUUUGUCAGUUCCUCAAACAGCGUGAGAAUGGUGAACUGCGGUCUUCUGACAGGGUUGAAUGAGCCAGUUCCUCUGAAGAGCAUCUCAGUGGAGGUUCGGGUUCAGGAUCAUGUCGCCUCAGUCUCCUCCACUCUGCAGUAUGUGAAUGAGGAGCAGCGCCCCCUGGAGGCCUUGUUCGUCUUCCCUCUGCCUGCUGAUGCUGCUGUCUGCCACUUCAGUGCCAAGAUCGGAGAGCAGGAGAUUGUGGCAGAGCUUCAAGACAAGGAGACAGCGAGGGAUCAGUAUGAUGAUGCUGUGAGUUCAGGACAGCAGGCGUUUCUGUUGGAAGAGAGCGCAGAGAGUCCUGAUGUGUUCAAACUGAGUGUCGGGUGUCUGUCGCCGGGUCAGAACGCUGCCGUCACCAUCAUCUACGUCAUUGAGCUCGCUGUGCAGGCCGACCAAUCACUGCGCUUCUGUCUGCCGGCUGUUCUCAACCCCAGAUACACACCAGCAGGUUCAGGUGCUGGUAUAGUGUCAGAGAUUUCAUCAGUAUGUGGAGCAGUUCCCUACACUCUGACUCUCAGUGUCCAUGUGAGCUCUCCAAAGCCCAUCUCCAAACUAGAGUCCAACUGCACUCUGGAUCCUCUAGUGUUCCUCCACUCUGAUCACACUCAGGCUACGGUGAAUCUGAGUCCUGGUCACAUGUUUGAUAGGGAUGUUGAGCUGUUUCUGUACUAUCAGGACACCCAUCAGCCCUCUGCUGUAGUGGAGGCAGGAGUGGCCACUGCACCGUCAGGCUCUCUAAUGAGAAACCCUGUAGUCAUGAUUAGUUUGUAUCCAGAGUUCCCAGAAGAAGUGGCAACUCAAAAUGAGUUUGUUUUUGUGAUGGACAGAUCAGGCAGUAUGGACUUCAUGAUGCAUCAUGGAAUAGGAGCACAGAAAUGUAUUGAAAGUGCAAAGGACACUCUGCUCUUACUGUUAAAGAGUCUGCCCAUGGGAUGCUACUUCAACAUCUAUGGAUUUGGAUCUGAUUUUGAGUCUUUCUUCCCUAAAAGUGUCGAGUACAACCAGGACAAAAUGGAUCAAGCUCUUAAAAAAGUGAAGGAAAUGCGAGCUGACAUGAGCGGCACAGAGAUUUUACAGCCUCUAAAACACAUCUACAGUCAGGCCUGUAUCCCUGAACACCCCAGACAGCUUUUCAUCUUCACUGAUGGAGAAGUAGGAAACACUAAAGAGGUGCUGGAUCUGGUGAAAAGUCACGCUCACUCUCAGAGGUGUUUCUCGUUCGGGAUUGGUGAAGGUGCGAGUACCGCCCUCAUCACAGGAUUGGCCAGAGAGGGAUCUGGUCACGCUCAGUUCAUCACAGGCAGCGAGCGCAUGCAGCCCAAAGUGAUGGAGUCCCUCAGGCUUGCUCUUCAGACCGCUGUGUCUAAUAUAUCUGUGGAUUGGACACUUCCAGAGGGUGUUACUGCUGAAACAGUUUCUCCACCCAUCAAUGUGCUCUUCCAGGGUCAAAGGACUAUCAUUUAUGCCCAACUUAAAGGAAAGACUUUAGAAGGCUCUGAGGGAUCAGUGACAGUCAAAUUCAACCUGAACGGUCAACCAGUGACAAACCAGCUGCACUUCUGCAUCAAACCAACUGAGGAAACAGGGUUGGCUGUUCACCGGCUGGCAGCUCGAACCCUGAUCCGUUCUCUAGAGCAAGAGGAGAGAUCUAGUGCUGAACGUAAGAAUCUCAGGAGAACAAUAGUGGAGCUCAGUGUUCAAGCAGGAGUGAGUAGUGUUCAUACAGCCUUCAUUGGCAUUAAUAAAGACACAAAACAGACUGUGAAAGGACCCCUGCAGCAGAGAAGAGUGCCGACAUACGAGCGACAGUUGAUGAGGAGGCGAAUGUCAGAGAGAAUGAGAGAUCGAGACAGAACGAGCGAAUACAACUAUUUAUUCCCACCGCUAGCAGAGAGAAUGAGAGAACGACAGAGAACGAGAGAAUGCCGCCAUUAUUUACCACCGCAAGAAGAGUCUGUCAGGAAUCGCCUCCCACUGAGAAAAGCUGCUCCUGAGCUCCAGCAGGAUCUGGUACUCCCGCUGGUUUCCCUCCAGAAGGCCUCGGGCUGCUGGGAACUGGACGCCGCAUUGGCUGCUGUGUUUGGGAAGACGGAGGAUGAGCUGACCAAUCAGAAACCAGCACAGGUGGAUGGGUCAGUGUGGGCCACUCUCCUGGCUCUGGUCUGGUUGUACGGCUGGAGGAAAGAGCAGCAGGUGGAGUGGCAGUUUGUGGCCCAGAAGGCAGCGGCGUGGAUCGCCUCUCAGAAAGUGGGCGAUCUGUCUCAGUGUGUGUGUGUGGGUAAUGUCCUGCUCGGAUGUCAGGUCACCAAAGACACUCUGGGGAUCUGAAGAUAUCAGAAGACCAAAGUACAGACACCAUUACAUUUAUACUUAAUCUCUUACUCUCUUCAGAAACUUUUAAUCUGUGAUUUUAUUUGCUCAAAUCAACACUAAAUCCUAACUGAACCUGACCUCCACCAUCAUUAGAUGAAACCGGUCCAACCUUCUUCUACACAACAAUGAUGGAUCUGUUCAUUUCUCAGUUCAUAUUGAAUAUUAAAAGACAAUUUAUUAGAAUUAAUGACUUAUUUUACAAAAAGACAAUCAUUUUGAGGAAUAAAACACAGUGAACUCAAAAGAGCUUCGGCCUCAGAUAAGCUUAUGAAACUGAUGCUAAAAUAGCAAACCUAAUAACAGAGCCGUUCACACCAAGCAUGAUAAUGAGCGUUAAGCCCUCUUUAAUAAGAUUAUUUAAAGAUAAUGACUAAUGGAAAAGAUAAUUAAAAUCCACAACUCCAGGCCAGCAAAUUGAAGUAUAAGAAUAAAAGUACCUCAGUUAUCCAGAUUCAGCAUCUUUGUGUUUCCUCAUUUUAAAUAUACAUGUUGUUUUUAUCCACUAAACUGACUACUAUAGGAAAAACCGAGACCAACACAUUUGGCGUUGUCCUUUAUUUUGGUCUGUCAUGAAAACAGAGUAAAGGCCUGUUCAUACCAAACAUGAUAACUAUAAAUAUGAAUAUAAUGGUAAAUAUAUUUGUGUUGUGAAGUCUGAUGACAUUAAUUAUAUGAGACGAAAAAAUCACUGAUGUGUUCUGAUAUUCCAAUGCGUAAAGGCAUGAAAGUGAGAGAAAGGACUGGGGCCGAACCAACAAUUCAGCUGGAGGAACUUUGGCUGACCUCACUGCUCAGCUUACACCAGGGAAACACCCUAUUCCUGGAGGCACACUGGCAGUACAUAUUUUGUACGUCUCCCUUAUCUGACCCAUUUACUUCAGGUUUUAGAGUCUCUUCUAAUGUUCUGAUGAGUUGAUUCAGGUGGAAAAUGUGUACUGUUGGUGUGCCUUCAAGAACAGGGUUGGGAAACACUGGCUUACACACAUGACUCUCAGUGCAUGAAUGCACACUAUACAUGCUGAUGAUAAAACUGCCUAAAAUGUUGGUUCAUGUUUUGUUAUAUACUCUGAUGACUAUGUAUCUGUUUGCCAGAGGGAUUAACUCACUGUUCAAUUGAUAAGCAUGCUCAUGAACGUAUGGUUUAAUUAGGUUAUAAACCUGUGUCUAUGAAUGACCCAUGCUCUGUUUCUCCAAACCUGUUUCUUAACACUGUUUCUGAAACCUUUUACUGAACACUGUUUCUGGACACGGUCCUAGUAGUAGAUCUUUAUCUAUGCAUAAGAAGUAUAAAAAGCUGGAAUAUAUGAACCAGCUGCGCGCUUUCUGACUGCUCCAUACUGAAUGUCUUAGACCCUUUAUUCUCAACUCAGGACAAAGUAAAGGAUUUUGUUAUUUGUAUCUUUGUUUAUUCUACUUUUUCACUGGAUUUUAUUCUAUUAAUAAAAGUGUAUUUUGUUAAUUUU
Messenger RNA from Danio aesculapii, 4098 nucleotides. RefSeq names its product von Willebrand factor A domain-containing protein 5A-like. The record is from RefSeq and is a predicted model, not a curated record. Lineage: Eukaryota; Metazoa; Chordata; Actinopteri; Cypriniformes; Danionidae. The transcript has 20 exons. Bases 245 to 2590 code for a protein of 781 amino acids.